AUGGAGCAGUCUAAUAAACAGCAUCGUAAGGCGAAGGAGAAGAACACAGCAAAAAAGAAGCUGCAUACGCAGGGCCAUAACGCAAAGGCCUUUGCCGUAGCAGCUCCAGGUAAGAUGGCGAGAACUAUGCAAAGGUCAAGUGAUGUGAACGAGAGAAAACUGCACGUUCCAAUGGUUGAUCGUACCCCUGACGACGAUCCGCCUCCAUUUAUCAUCGCCGUCGUAGGUCCACCGGGAACAGGUAAGACUACUUUGAUCCGGUCCUUAGUAAGGAGAAUGACAAAAAGCACUUUGAAUGAUAUUCAAGGUCCUAUUACUGUUGUUUCUGGUAAACAUAGAAGAUUAACUUUUUUGGAAUGCCCUGCAGAUGACCUGAAUGCGAUGAUUGAUAUUGCUAAGAUUGCCGACUUGGUUCUUUUACUAAUUGACGGUAAUUUCGGUUUUGAAAUGGAAACAAUGGAAUUCUUAAAUAUUGCUCAACACCACGGUAUGCCGAGAGUACUUGGUGUAGCCACCCAUCUUGAUCUCUUUAAAUCUCAGUCGACUUUGAGAGCUUCCAAGAAAAGAUUAAAGCAUAGGUUCUGGACAGAAGUUUAUCAAGGUGCAAAGUUAUUUUACCUAUCUGGUGUGAUCAAUGGAAGGUAUCCUGAUAGGGAGAUUUUAAAUCUUUCACGAUUUAUAUCUGUUAUGAAAUUCAGGCCAUUAAAAUGGAGGAACGAACAUCCUUAUAUGCUGGCUGAUAGGUUCACAGAUUUAACUCAUCCGGAAUUAAUAGAGACUCAAGGACAGCAAAUCGAUCGCAGAGUCGCCCUCUAUGGUUAUUUGCAUGGUACUUCUUUACCAUCUGCCCCAGGAACUAGGGUACAUAUUGCUGGUGUCGGUGAUUUCUCAAUAGCACAGAUCGAGAAGUUACCAGAUCCAUGUCCAACACCUUUUUACCAACAGAAACUGGAUGAUUUUGAACGUGAAAAAAUGAAAGAAGAAGCAAAGGCUAGUGGGGAAGUUACUACUGCAUCUACAACAAGAAGACGUAAAAGAUUGGAUGAUAAAGAUAAAUUGAUAUAUGCGCCAAUGUCCGAUGUUGGAGGUGUAUUGAUGGAUAAGGAUGCUGUUUAUAUUGAUAUUGGGAAGAAAAAUGAAGAGCCAAGUUUUGUCCCUGGCCAAGAAAGGGGUGAAGGAGAAAAACUCAUGACAGGUUUACAAAGUGUUGAACAAAGCAUUGCAGAGAAAUUUGAUGGUGUUGGUUUACAAUUGUUUAGCAACGGUACUGAACUUCAUGAAGUCGCCGGUGAUGAAGCCAUGGAUGUUGAAGGUGGAGAACAAAGUAUUGAAGGGGAUGAAGGAAAGAGCAAGGGAAGAACCAGUUUAAGAAAACCAAGAAUUUAUGGUAAGUCAGUCCAGGUCGAAGAUGCAGAUAUUGAUAAUCUACCGAGCGAUGAGGAGCUUUACACAAAUGAUGACGACAUGGAGAGCUCCCAACCAAGGAUGGUUGAAAUUGAUUUCAACAAUACCGAUGAACAGGGUGCUGAGAAACUAGCUCUAGAAACAGAUUCUGAAUUUGAAGAGAGUGAAGACGAAUUUUCUUGGGAAAGAACAGCGGCGAACAAGCUGAAGAAAACUGAAAAUAAGAAAAGGACUUGGAAUAUCGGUAGGCUGAUAUACAUGGACAACAUUUCACCUGCAGAAUGUAUAAGAAGGUGGAGGGGCGAGGACGAUGAUAGUGAACACGAAAGUGAUAUUGAAAAAGAUGUUGACGAUGACUUCUUCAAGAAAAAAGAUGAAACUGCUAUAAAAGAGGAUAUCAAAGAACACGCAGUUGAUUUAGAAAAGUUUGUCCCAUAUUUUGACACUUUCGAAAGAUUAGCAAGAAAAUGGAAGACCGUUGAUACAAUUAAAGACAGAUUUCUUGGCGCUGGUAUAUUAGGUAGUGAUAAAGGAAAAUCAAGCUCCAAUGAAGAUGCCGAAGAACUAUACGGUGAUUUCGAAGAUCUAGAAAAUGGGAACGAUUCUGAACGUGCAGAAGAGAACAGUGGCAAAGAAAGCGAAGAUGAGAAUGAAAAUGAAGAUAUGGAUGAAGAAGAAGAUGACAAUUCAUUCACUAAUUUUGAUGCGGAAGAGAAAAAGGAUCUAACCAUGGAGCAAGAAAGAGAAUUGAAUGCCGCAAAGAAGGAAAAACUACGUGCACAGUUUGAGAUAGAAGAAGGUGAAAACUUCAAAGAAGAUGAUGAAAACAAUGAAUAUGAUACAUGGUAUGAACUACAGAAGGCCAAGAUAUCGAAACAAUUAGAAAUCAACAAUAUAGAAUACCAAGAAAUGACUCCAGAACAACGUCAAAGAAUUGAAGGUUUCAAAGCCGGUUCUUAUGUACGUAUCGUCUUCGAGAAAGUCCCAAUGGAAUUUGUCAAGAAUUUCAAUCCAAAAUUUCCCAUAGUUAUGGGUGGUUUAUUGCCAACCGAAAUAAAGUUCGGUAUUGUCAAAGCCAGGUUGAGAAGACACCGUUGGCAUAAAAAGAUCUUAAAGACAAAUGACCCACUGGUCUUGUCCUUAGGUUGGAGAAGAUUCCAAACUUUACCAGUUUAUACAACAACUGAUUCUAGAACAAGAACCAGAAUGUUGAAGUAUACUCCGGAACAUACAUAUUGUAAUGCCGCCUUCUAUGGUCCCUUGUGUUCUCCAAACACACCUUUCUGUGGUGUUCAAAUUGUUGCUAAUAGUGAUACCGGGAACGGCUUCAGGAUUGCAGCAACAGGUAUCGUUGAAGAAAUAGACGUUAAUAUUGAAAUUGUGAAGAAGUUGAAAUUAGUGGGUUUUCCAUAUAAAAUUUUCAAAAAUACUGCCUUUAUAAAGGAUAUGUUUUCAAGUGCUAUGGAAGUCGCCAGAUUUGAGGGUGCACAAAUCAAAACUGUCUCAGGUAUCCGUGGUGAAAUCAAAAGAGCACUUUCAAAGCCUGAGGGUCACUUUAGAGCAGCCUUUGAAGAUAAAAUCCUGAUGAGUGAUAUCGUAAUUCUAAGGUCCUGGUACCCUGUUCACGUCAAGAAAUUCUAUAACCCUGUUACUUCACUAUUGCUGAAAGAAAAAACUGAGUGGAAGGGUUUAAGAUUGACAGGUCAAAUAAGGGCUGCUAUGAACCUGGAAACACCAUCAAAUCCAGACAGUGCGUACCAAAAGAUAGAACGUGUAGAAAGACACUUCAAUGGUCUAAAGGUCCCCAAGGCUGUUCAAAAGGAAUUACCAUUCAAGUCUCAAAUCCAUCAAAUGAAACCGCAAAAGAAGAAGACCUAUAUGGCUAAAAGAGCCGUGGUGCUAGGUGGUGAUGAAAAGAAGGCAAGAUCAUUUGUUCAAAAAGUAUUGACGAUUUCGAAAGCCAAAGACAGCAAGAGGAAGGAACAGAAGGCUAUUCAACGUAGGGAAAGAUUGAAAAAAUUGGCCAAGAUGGAGGAAGAAAAAUCACAAAGGGAUAAGGAGAAGAAGAAAGAAUACUUCUCUAAGAAUGGGAAGAGAACGAACAUGGAUGGUGAAGACGAAUCUCGUCCACGUAAGACGAGGAGAUAG
This is a messenger RNA of Saccharomyces paradoxus, 3552 nucleotides long. RefSeq names its product GTPase BMS1 (gene BMS1). The record is from RefSeq and is a predicted model, not a curated record. Gene Ontology annotation, molecular function: ATP hydrolysis activity; ATP binding; GTP binding. Gene Ontology annotation, cellular component: 90S preribosome; nucleus. The transcript has a single exon. NCBI's taxonomy places the organism in Eukaryota, Fungi, Ascomycota, Saccharomycetes, Saccharomycetales, Saccharomycetaceae. Gene Ontology annotation, biological process: endonucleolytic cleavage of tricistronic rRNA transcript (SSU-rRNA, 5.8S rRNA, LSU-rRNA); ribosome biogenesis; maturation of SSU-rRNA from tricistronic rRNA transcript (SSU-rRNA, 5.8S rRNA, LSU-rRNA). The coding region runs from base 1 to 3552 and encodes 1183 amino acids.